This is a messenger RNA of Xiphias gladius (swordfish), 3014 nucleotides long. RefSeq names its product zinc finger protein 385C-like. The coding region runs from base 429 to 1802 and encodes 457 amino acids. The transcript is spliced from 8 exons. Gene Ontology annotation, molecular function: nucleic acid binding; zinc ion binding. Gene Ontology annotation, cellular component: nucleus. Lineage: Eukaryota; Metazoa; Chordata; Actinopteri; Istiophoriformes; Xiphiidae. The record is from RefSeq and is a predicted model, not a curated record.
UCCUCCUCCUCUGCUCUCUCUUACAUACGCAUACACACAGAAGAAUAUACACUUGCUCUUCAGACACUCUCAGCCUCUUUUCCUUCUCCGCUGGCUUUCACUGGCCCAGCUCUUCUUCUCCUUCGUCUCAUAAAGGGCAGCGUGAUCAGCAGAGCAUGAGGCUUUUAAUUGAAGCGCACGCGUAUCGUUCUUUAGCUUUGGCAGUUUGGAUCACAGCCAAGGUGUAUCACUGAUGGAGAAGGGACUGCCAUUUCACCUCAGAGAAUCAAAGCGGAGGAAAGACAGAUACAGUAGAGAGACAGAGAAGGUUAUCUGCGCGGUGGCACUUUAUUUGGUUUUUGUUCAACUUCUCUGAUGGGAGAUAAGCUGGCAGGAGAAGCCUAAGUCAAUCACAGAAGAAAGUGGUAAGCAGAGGAAUCACAAAUCACAUGGAGAUGCUGUUAGGUGCACUGUCCCAGAGUCAAGUCCACCCACUCCUGGGAUCGCUGCCUCUGCCGGGUCGACCCCUCCAGCCGCAGACUCACGCCCAGCUGGAGCACUUUCUGCCGCUCAGGGUCAACGGCUCCUCGCCGCUCAGCCUCUUCCCCAAUUUCAACAAGAUGGACCCAGUGCAGAAGGCAGUGAUCAGCCACACUUUUGGCGUGGCCCCACCCAAGAAGAAACCCAUCAUCUCCUGUAACAUCUGUCACCUGCGCUUCAACUCCACUACCCAGGCAGAGGCCCACUACAAAGGUCACAAGCAUGCUCGCAAGCUAAAGGCCUUGGAGACCCAGAGGAACCGGCAGAAGAACGGACACAGUCCAUCCACAAAAGGAAAAGACAGAGAAAGAGAGAGGGGGAUGACUGGAGGAGGAACAGUGCCAACAGACUCACGUUUGAAACACAAAAAAGGCCCAAGCACCUUUUCUCAACCUGCACAGGAGCAAACUGAAAACACCCAUGGGAGUUCUCUGGCAGCCGCUCCCUCCACACAGCCUUCGUCCACGGACUCCUCCUCCUCGCUCCGCUCUCCUCAGCUGUCCCCACAAGUCUCCCCCGGCACUCAGCUUUCUGACCUAGCCACAGAGAGUCCACCUGUGGAAGGGUGCAGCCCGGCCGCCAGCUCAGCCCCAUGCUCUGACCCUCGGGGAAGCUCAAUGGGAGGUGAGGAGGAGGUGGCGAGGGUGGACGAGGCCAAGGAGGCCAAGAGCAACAAAAAACAAGAUUUCCGCUGUCCUACGUGCAAAGUGUCAGUCAAUUCCAGCUCCCAGUUGGAGGCUCACUGCAGUGGCUCUAAGCACAAACAGAUGCUGGACGGUCAGAACAGCAGCCAGUCACAACGCAGGCUCAGGGUGACGUCAACGCCCAGACCCACCUGCCGAAUUAAGCAGCGAACGCACAGCAAGACCAGAGCGGUUGUUGGUGUGUCCGGUCAGCACUUUCACUGUAAACUGUGCCAGGUGUCCGUCAACUCAGAGACACAGUUGAAGCAGCACAUGAACAGCAGGAGACACAAAGAGCGUUUAGCUGGGAAGCCUGUCAAGGCAAAGUUCACCCCCUAUAAUAAAUUACAGCCCGGUGCUGUCUUAGCGACUAAACUGGCCCUGCAGAAGCAGCUGUCCAAGGCCAUGCCAGCAGGUUUCCUGACCAGCCCCCUCAAUCCAGCUGCCUUGUGCACCAUGGCGCCUGGACCCUUGGCGCUACGGCUGCCGCCAGGUCCCGCAGCCAUCAUCCAGAGUCCCCUGAUCAGCCCCACGCUCUUCAGGCCUGCCCCAGGACCUUUGAGGGCCACACACGCACCCAUUAUCUUCUCUCCUUAUUAGCAAUGAGCCAAACUAGGCUGGAUGACCUACAGUAGAGUUGACCUAACCUAGCCAAAGCUGGACAAAGCAGGGGACCCCCUGAGUGACAACAAGACACUAUGCAGUGACAGCGAGGGCAGCAUAUCAGCAUGUCAAGUUUGGCAGGUUCAAGUCAUAAGAACAGUAUGCACAAUCCCCUGGUGUGGACUGAGAUAUCAGCGUUGACUGACCAGUGUCUCACCCCCUUAAAAAUGGAAGGACCAUCACUCAGCUGCUUACUCUCCACAAACUGUUGAGUGCAUGUUCCCGGUGUCAGGACCCCUCUGGAAGCCAUAACGACAAAUAUCUUUUAGUUUUAUUGAUAAGACUACAAUAGACAAAUAAACUAGCGUGUCUACAUCUUACUAAGUAUUUGUUGCCAAAAUUCUUUCAUUUUAAGAGCUUUGUGGUUGUACUCUGGGAGAACAAGUACAACACUUCAUCCCUGCUUUCGUUUUCAUAACAAAGUAUAAAUGAGGAAAAUCCGGAUUAUGUUAAUCGCCCAUGAAAACGGCAACUUCCAUAUAACCCUCUCCCCCUAUGAAAAGACAAAGGGGAAACAUAAUUUUGGAUUGCUGACAAUAUUGCAUCACCACAAAUUUAUGUCUUUACAGCCAUUGUCUGAUGUGUAUGCCUUUUCUUUAUCAUUUAUUUUAGAUAAAUACAUACAUUCAUUUUUAUCUCUCUUGCUCUCUGUGUUAUGAGGUGACAAUCAACCAACACCAUGAUAAUGAUGCCAAUAAUACUUGCUAUAUGGAGACAGAACACAUGUAAUGUAUACAAUGAGAUAGUGUAAUUUAAAGUUAUAAAGUUUGAAACUUGCUUAUCUUCAACAUGAGCCAUUGUAACAAGCUUUUCAGGUGAUGGUUAGAUAAAUAAGUUAAGAUUUUGCAACAGCUUGAUGUUGUUAGUACAGUAUGAAGAGACAGGCUGAUGUGUGCUGUUGUCCAAAAUAUAAACACUUUAGUGACAUUUUAAAUGUGUUUUGACAUUAUUAAACAUUUUUUUUAUAGAGUUGUAUUCCAAAAACUUUUCCUUCAUUAUAGAAAUCUCUCUCCCACCUGAUUGUGCUGAAUCAUCCUAAGCAAUAUGUAUUUUUGAAGUGUCACCUGCUAAAAUUAAUGACUAGUGUAACUGUGCAUCAAUUGCAAUAAUGUAAAUUAUGUGCUAAAAAUGUCAAUACUGUAUUCUAUA